Messenger RNA from Schistosoma margrebowiei, 381 nucleotides. Lineage: Eukaryota; Metazoa; Platyhelminthes; Trematoda; Strigeidida; Schistosomatidae. The record is from the annotation of a GenBank genome assembly.
AUGUAUAAAGUUCAUGAUUACAUAUUAAAUGAAGAUUCACGAUUGACUUAUCAUUAUACUACUACUACUACUACUACUACUACUACUACUACUACUACUACUACUACUACUACUACUACUACUACUACUACUACUACUACUACUACUACUACUACUACUACUACUACUACUACUACUACUACUACUACUACUACUACUACUACUACUACUACUACUACUACUACUACUACUACUACUACUACUACUACUACUACUACUACUACUACUACUACUACUACUACUACUACUACUACUACUACUACUACAACUAUUCAUAUUCUAAAGUUUCAUUACAUUUUAGAUUCUAUGUCGUUUAUGCUUGACAAUUACACAUAUACAUAA